AGAAGUUUGGGGGAGAGGGGAGAGAGGAGAACAAUGGUAAUGGUCGAAAGAUGAUGCUAUUAGAGAGCACACGUUCAGAUCCCGUCGGGUCAAGUCGACCCAAACUUUAUUUACCGUGGGGCGGGCAAGCGGGAACACGAGGAAAAGGAAAAAACACGGUGAUCCAUAUGGAAGGGCAUCUCCCCCAUAGAAGAAUCUCCUUUAGCCCCUUUAAGGCACUUUGUCCGCCCACGGCAAAUUACUAG
Molecule: messenger RNA, 245 nt
Organism: Acaulospora colombiana
Lineage: Eukaryota; Fungi; Glomeromycota; Glomeromycetes; Diversisporales; Acaulosporaceae
Source: the annotation of a GenBank genome assembly